AACAGUGGCCUCUGUGAUGAAUCUAUUUUAGUCGCCAAAUUGGUGUACCGAGUUAGUGGACAUGUUUCGGAAGAAAGUGCCUUCCAGCUUUUCGCCCGCAUGCCAACACCCCUUUUAUCUACUGAUUUUUCUUGUGCCUAACUACUCACCUUGGGAACAAUCGCUUUUCCGCAUGUAUAAAAUGGUACCUGUUGGUUCUCACUUUGUGCCAUUGAAUCGCAGCUAUGAGCCUCUGAGUGACUCUUCAUUACAGCGACUUCCAUGUUAGAGUAGAAUAGAGCAAUUUGGCCUUCGUGCAGGCGACGAAGUUCUCCCAAACACUUCAAUCAAAUAUGGGUUCUUCGGCCCAAAUAGAGGACGUCGUUGUGGUGGACAUUGAGAAGAAAGCUGAGGAACCUAAUGAAUGGUCUCAGUGGGUGCUCAAUGCUCCUGAGCCUCCCAGUCUGUGGCAUGAACUUGCAGGCUCAGUGAGCAACACCAUUUCACGGUAUCAAGGAAAGGCGUCUGGUCCCAGAAGCCAAUCCGGACCCAAAAUUAUGGUUUCAUUCCUGCAAGCCAUGUUUCCUGUUCUUGGCUGGGGUCGAAACUAUUCAGCCAUAAGCUUCAGGAAUGAUUUACUCGCAGGUCUCACUAUUGCAAGUCUCUGCAUUCCGCAGGGCAUUGGGUAUGCAACUUUAGCGAGGCUGGAUCCUGAAUAUGGCCUCUAUACCAGUGCGGUGCCGCCUCUUAUCUAUGCAAUGAUGGGAAGUUCAAGGGAGGUGGCAAUUGGACCGGUGGCCGUGGUUUCAUUGUUGUUGUCGUCAAUGAUUCAGAAACUAAUAGACCCUUCCACUGAUCCUUUGGGUUACACAAAGCUGGUUCUGACUGCCACUUUAUUUGCCGGCAUAUUCCAGGCUGCCUUCGGACUCUUGAGGUUGGGGUUCUUGCUGGAAUUUCUGUCGCAUGCUGCUAUAGUAGGAUUCACAGCGGGAGCGGCCAUUGUUAUUGGACUUCAACAGCUGAAGGGCCUUUUUGGGUUCCAACGCUUUACCAACAAAACCGACGUCGUCUCUGUCACCAUGUCUGUUCGCGAAUCUCUUGAUCAUCCUCUGCAGUGGAAUUACCUCAAUGUUGUGCUGGGAUGCUCGUUCCUCAUUUUGAUGCUCAUAUCCAGAUUUCUGGGUAAAAGGAACAGAAAACUAUUUUGGCUGCCAGCAAUCUCCCCUCUCGCAUCGGUUGUGCUAUCAACCCUCAUUGUUUUUCUCACCCGAGCUGAUAAACAUGGAGUUAAUAUUGUGAAACACGUAAAAGGAGGGCUGAAUCCAAGUUCCGUUCAUCUUUUAGAGCUGAACAGCCCCUAUAUUGGAGAAGUCGCCAAAAUCGGACUGGUUGCUUCUGUUAUUGCACUCACUGAAUCGGUUUCAGUCGGCCGAUCUUUUGCUUCCAUGAGAGGAUACCACAUUGAUGGAAACAAAGAAAUGGUGUCCAUCGGAUUCAUGAACAUUAUAGGGUCUUUCACAUCAUGCUACGUUGCAACUGGUUCGUUUUCGCGCACGGCGGUGAAUGUGGCGGCGGGAUGUGAAACUGCAGGGUCAAACAUCGUGAUGGCUAUUACGGUGGUUAUCUCGUUGCUAUGCUUCACGAAGCUCUUAUAUUUCACUCCAACGGCGAUUCUUGCCUCAAUCAUCAUUUCUGCUCUCCCAGGACUCGUAGACUUCAAUGAGGCUUACAGAAUAUGGAAGCUUGAUAAGCUUGAUUUUCUUGCUUGCGCCGGAGCCUUCUUUGGGGUCCUCUUCUCUUCCGUCGAGAUUGGCCUCCUGGUGGCCGUGGCGAUAUCCUUUACAAAUAUAAUAAUGAUCUCAAUUCGACCCGGCACAGAAACUCUCGGAAGACUCCCUGAAACAGACUGGUUCUGCGAUGUCCAUCAGUAUCCUAUGGCUGUUAAGACUGCUGGAGUCUUAAUAAUACGUGUCAAGUCUGCCUUGCUUUGCUUUGCUAAUGCCAACUUCGUUACAGAAAGGAUCAUGAAACUGAUCACAGACGAAGAAGAAGAAGAAGAAGCCAAUGAGAACGAGGGAGACACCAAAAGGACAAUUCAGCUCGUAAUCAUCGACGCCUCCAAUUUAAUGAACAUCGACACGUCAGGAAUUGCUUCUCUAGAGGAACUACACAAGAGUUUGGUUUCACAUGGGAAACAGGGAGUCUCUCAGUUAGCAAUCGCCAACCCCAGGUGGCAAGUGAUUCACAAGCUGAAGGCUGCUAACUUCGUCAGAACAAUCGGUGGAAGGGUCUUCUUGACUGUUGCGGAAGCUGUCGGGUGUAAACUGGAUCCAGUCUAAGGAUAUAUGUAUGGGGCAAACGGAACAAGAGCUUAGCUCCUUGACGACUUGGACUUGCAGUAGUCCCUUAAUUAGUUAAUAAUCUUGUGUGUAUGUUGUGGAGAAUAAGUUAUAUGGGGGCUUUGUAUUUGCACUAUAGUGGCGUGUCAUGUGUGCCUACUAGCAGAACUGCUUGAGAUGCGUAUGAAAUUUAUGCACUCGGGUGUUCCUCUUUA
This is a messenger RNA of Neltuma alba, 2533 nucleotides long. RefSeq names its product sulfate transporter 2.1-like. The record is from RefSeq and is a predicted model, not a curated record. Gene Ontology annotation, biological process: sulfate transmembrane transport. The transcript has 12 exons. Gene Ontology annotation, cellular component: membrane. Bases 333 to 2318 code for a protein of 661 amino acids. Lineage: Eukaryota; Viridiplantae; Streptophyta; Magnoliopsida; Fabales; Fabaceae. Gene Ontology annotation, molecular function: secondary active sulfate transmembrane transporter activity.